AUGGUAGGGAUAUGGGGGACUGGUGGAAUAGGCAAGACAACAAUUGCGAAAGCUGUUUAUAAUUCAAUUGCCUCGAAGUUUGAUGGUAGUUGUUUUUUGGCAAAUGUUAGAGAAAAUUCAAUGACAUGUGGAGGCGUAGUCCAAUUGCAAGAGACUCUUCUAGCUGAAAUUCUAAGGGGCAAAGGGUUGAAGGUCUCUAGUGUUGAUAGAGGAGUUGAGCUGAUAAAGAAGAGGCUGUGCAAUAAAAAGGUUCUCUUAAUUCUGGAUGAUGUGGACCAAUUGGAACAGUUAAACAAAUUAGCUCGAGGGUCCGAUUGGUUUGGAUCGGGCAGUAGAAUUAUCAUAACAACAAGAGAUAAGCAUUUGCUGACUGCUCAUCAAGUUCAUUUUGUAUACGAGGUCAAGGUAUUAGAUGAUCAAAAAGCUCUUGAGUUGUUCAGUUGGAAUGCAUUCAAAACAAGUCAACCCCCAAAUGGUUAUGUGGAACUCGCUAGAUGUGCAGUACACUAUGUUCAAGGCCUCCCAUUGGCUCUGAUAGUUUUGGGUUCUCAUUUGUGUGGCAGAAGUGCAGAUCAAUGGCUAGGGACAAUAGAUAGUUACAAAAGAGCUUCUAACAAACAGAUACAUGAAAUACUCAAAAUAAGUUAUUCUGGAUUGGAAGAUCUUGUGAAAGAAGUUUUCCUUGACAUUGCAUGUUUCUUCAGAGGUAAAGAUGUAGCCUACGUAACAGAAAUUUUACAAUGUUGUGACCUCAACCCUAUGAUUGGCAUUCAAAUACUUGAAGAAAAGGCUCUCAUAACCAUAGAUGGAACUCAGAUUCUGAUGCAUGACUUGCUAGAAGAAAUGGGUAAAGAAAUAGUUCGCCAAGAAUUGCCAAAUGAACCUGGAAAGCGUAGCAGAUUGUGGUUCCACGAGGAUGUUUAUCGUGUGCUAACUGAAAAUACUGGAACAAAUACAGUCAAAGGAAUUAUGGUAAAGGUGCCUGAACCAUAUAAUCAGAUCUGCUUGAAUGCUAAAAGCUUCUCAAAGAUGAAAAAUCGAGAUUCUUUCUGA
This is a messenger RNA of Pyrus x bretschneideri (Chinese white pear), 1053 nucleotides long. Its product is annotated as disease resistance protein RUN1. The record is from RefSeq and is a predicted model, not a curated record. Gene Ontology annotation, molecular function: ADP binding. Bases 1 to 1053 code for a protein of 350 amino acids. NCBI's taxonomy places the organism in Eukaryota, Viridiplantae, Streptophyta, Magnoliopsida, Rosales, Rosaceae. The transcript has 2 exons. Gene Ontology annotation, biological process: defense response.